AUGGAGAUAACCCAACUUAAAAUUGCAAGUAAUCCAUUCGCGAAAGGAUUUCGAGAUUGUGACCCGGACGAUAGUGAAGUGGCGCUUUCUCAAUCUUCUCAACAAGGUAAACCGAGGAGUCCGACGAGAACUCCAUCGAACGGGGCGAAAGAUGAAGAUCGGCCGCCUUUAACGAACACCCAAGAUCUCCACAACUUAGCGGUGCAAACUUUAACACAAGGAAUGCAACAUGCCUCAGCAACAUUUUACCCAACCGAUUAUAACCCUAUGUAUCAUAGCAGAAACGUCAAACACAACUUUAACACGGUUUAUAAUAAAGAAAAAGGAAUUAGGAGUGGAAAAACCAUUCGGAAUCAACAAAAUGGAACGAAUUUUAGAAGGGGAGAGGAUGAAGACGUUCACUCGCAAGUUAAUUCCGCCCAACAAGAAUUACACAACCUCGUGGUACAAAAUCAUCCUUCAUAUCAAUCGAUGACCAUCCCCUCAUCUCCUUUGAUCCCCCCAAUGAUGUUGGAGCCGUCGAAUUUGGGGCAAAUUCAGGGACAUCAUCAUCAUCAUCACCCCGAUUAUUACAACUCGAUGUACACGCGGACCACUUUGAGGCACAACUAUUCGAAAAAUUCCGUUUACGCCGGAAGUUACCACGAGUUUUAUUCAGCAGCGACCGGAAAUAACGCCCGUAGCGCCGCGAGUUUGUACGCGAAUUCGCAAAAUUACGAACACACCCCAAGGUAAUUAAUUUUUAAAUUUUUUCGAAUUAAUUUAUAAAACGAUAGGGUUUUAAGAAAAUAUAUUUUAA
Molecule: messenger RNA, 799 nt
Organism: Onthophagus taurus
Lineage: Eukaryota; Metazoa; Arthropoda; Insecta; Coleoptera; Scarabaeidae
Source: RefSeq, a predicted model, not a curated record